Messenger RNA from Eruca vesicaria subsp. sativa (arugula), 567 nucleotides. The record is from the annotation of a GenBank genome assembly. Lineage: Eukaryota; Viridiplantae; Streptophyta; Magnoliopsida; Brassicales; Brassicaceae.
AUGAAUAAAUCGGUUCUCUCCUCGAACUUUCUAUUGGUGCCUCGCGAACGAAACCAUUCUUUAAAGUCUGAUACUUUAUCUGAUCCCGCCGAUCAAUCUGGAGAUUCGAAUGAGCUCAUCGUUAUUGAAGAUCUCGAUUUCGCUGCGCUAAGGCUUAUUAAAGUUCUAAGACUUAAUCAUUUACCCAUGGAUCUUCAAAAGAAGGACGUGCAGGAGACUGAGUUCAAGCAUGGCGUGCAUCAAACAGGUACGAGGUUCAAGAAGUCGUUGGGAAAGGAAACUAUGAUAAACGAUGUGUUUAACCACGUCUCUGAUGCAAAUAGGAUUCUCAGAGAGAUCAACUUGCUGUGGUUGCUUCGUCAUCCAGAUGUUGUGGAGAUUAAGCACAUCAUGCUACCUCUUACGCACAGAGAGUUCGUGGAUAUUUACGUUGUGUUUGAGUUGAUGGAAUCUGAUCUUCAUCAGGUGAUUAAGGCUAAUGAUGAUUUGACUCCUGAGCAUUAUCAGUUUUUCUUGUACCAGCUUCUCUGUGGUCUGAAGUAUGUUCACGCAGGUUUGAGCUUCUGA